AUGGAGAGCGGAUCAGAAUCCAACUUGGAGGGACAAGCGACAGUUACGGAAGACAGCGCGAAUGCAAACUUUAGCGUGCAAAGGAAUCAAAGUGUUAAUUCGAUAGACAGAAUCAGCCUUUCUAUCAACGAGAGGCUGAAUGAUAACUUUUCGAUGAUCGCAAGGAUAUCUACUCAAAACAGCGAAGCGGUGAUGUCGUUUAACGAUCCCCCUCCGUCGUUUGCCGAGUCACAAAAACAGCAUCGCCUAUAUCAAGACAUGCAAUUUCGUAAAGGGACAAAGGGGACAAAUAAUAUUGACACCCUUAACGUGAUUUUAAAAACCACUUCAACGCCUUCUCGAACGCCAAACCUCAGCAAUGCCUGGGAGUUUGCAGGAUGGGGUUCCACCUAUUACAUUGAACUCCCAACCGACAAGCCACCGGAAAACAAGGAUAGAACUCUGCUCGGUCAAUGGCGAGCUACUAGUAUUUCCGGGAACGAUCUUGUGGCAUCAGUUUUAUAUACCGUUGGGAUCUGUACAGUUGUAGCGGGAAAAUAUGCCCCCCUAUCACUUUUCAUUGUUUCGGUCAUUCUUUACCCAUUCCAAGGCAUCUUGAGCGAAGUGGGCACAGCAUUGCCGCUUAACGGUGGAUCGUACAAUUGUUUGCUAAAUACAUCUUCCAAAUGGUUUGCAGCAGUUGCGGCCGCAUUGGGGUUAUUAGACUACGUGGCAACAGCGGUUGUUAGCGCCGCGGCAGCUACAUCGUAUCUCUCCGGGCAAUUUAGUUUAUCAUCGUCUGUUGUGUUCUGGAUAACCAUUGGUGUACUCGUAUUGACCGCUGGUGUUGUUGCGCUCGGGCUCAAAGAAUCAUCAAAUUUGGCAUUCGCCAUUUUUCUUUUCCACUGUUUCACGCUAACUCUAUUGAUGGUUGCGAGCGUGGUGCGGUGGAUCAUCCAAGGAAACGCUGUGUUGAUCGAGAACUGGCAAGAUCCGGGAUCAGGAAAUCCCGCAUGGGAUAUAUUUUAUGGCACUUGCAUAGGACUCUUGGGUAUUACUGGAUUUGAGACGUCAGCCAACUAUAUUGAGGAUCAAAAACCCGGUGUUUAUCAAAAGACUGUGCGAAACAUGUGGAUGCUGGCAUUUUUUUUCAAUGCACCGAUAAGCUUACUGGCUUUGGCCAUAAUGCCAAUGUCGACAUUUAAGGAGCAUCAAAACGAUAUCAUCUCGACAAUGGGAAAGUAUGCGGUCGGAUCAUGGUUGCAGACUCUUGUGAUCAUCGAUGCAAUAGUAGUCUUGGGAGCUGGCGUGUUGACAGGAUUUAUUGGUGCUACCGGGUUAAUCUACCGAAUGGCGUCCGAUCACAUAUUACCGAAUGACCUCGGCCUUUGCUUUCGGGCAAAUAAAUACUUUCAUGACAAAGAAUUUUUUGGAGUUUUGGAAUUUACCGCACCUGAAGUGUUGCAGGGAAAUAAUCAUACAAAGGAAUCAGAUGUUUAUAGUUUCGGGGUAUUGACUUUGGAAGUUUUCACAAGGUCAAUUAUAAUUCCGAAAGUUGUUUCCGAGACUCGAAUAAAAGCUCAACCUGUAAUCCCGAAUAAUUUGCCGCCGCCAAUAUUUAACCUUAUCAUUAAAUGUUUGAAUACAAAUCCUGAAAAUCGAAUACGUCUAGAUGGAAUAUGUAAUUUAUUGUCGGAACUGUGGGCAAACCUUUGGUAUCAAGUCGAUAAUAAACAAUUUGAAACUUACGACAAUAUGCAAUAUUGCACUCUUGAUGCUCGUAAGCUUAAAAGCAAACGGCUACAUACAAAUAAUGAAGGUGACAACGAUCAUGAGGAAGAAGUUAAAAUCUUGGCAAUUUCCGAAGUUCCAAAUAUUGAUUCCUCGGGAACCGAUGUCGAGUGUUUCCUAAAAGUGGACACAAAUCACAUGUAA
Acaulospora colombiana is the source of this 1914-nucleotide messenger RNA. The record is from the annotation of a GenBank genome assembly. Lineage: Eukaryota; Fungi; Glomeromycota; Glomeromycetes; Diversisporales; Acaulosporaceae.